Oryctolagus cuniculus (rabbit) is the source of this 2338-nucleotide messenger RNA. RefSeq names its product cytochrome P450 2C5 (gene CYP2C5). The record is from RefSeq and is marked provisional. Gene Ontology annotation, biological process: xenobiotic metabolic process. Gene Ontology annotation, cellular component: cytoplasm; intracellular membrane-bounded organelle. NCBI's taxonomy places the organism in Eukaryota, Metazoa, Chordata, Mammalia, Lagomorpha, Leporidae. Gene Ontology annotation, molecular function: iron ion binding; oxidoreductase activity, acting on paired donors, with incorporation or reduction of molecular oxygen, reduced flavin or flavoprotein as one donor, and incorporation of one atom of oxygen; heme binding.
GAUCUCAUAAAAAUGCCCCAGAAUAGACACUGUGUCGUGGUAGUUCAGCUGCUGCUUUUGACACAGGCAUUCAAUGUCAGAAGCUUGAGUUUGAGCCAGUGUAUGCUAAUCCUAUACGUGGGAGCAAGAGAUGGUUUCUCAGCUCUUGGAACUCUUUCACCCAUGUGGUAAGCUGGAUUGACUUCUGAGUUUCUGAUUUGACCUUUUCUGUUGUUGAAACUGCAAGGAAUGAACCAAGAUACAGGAAAUGGAUCUCUUUGUAACUCUCUCUCUCUGCCUUAUUUUCAAUUACCUGUACAUAGGAGCAACCCAGUACAAUGAAAUUACCAUUUCCCGAGUGGGCACAGGAAAGAAUGCAAUGCGACUAAAGAAUAUCUUAUUUUCAUCUCUGUCGUGGAGGCAAAGUCCACUCAGGAGAGAGGAUAAAGUGCACUGUUGCUUGACCCGUCAGAGAAGCAUAUUAGCAAGAGUGGUAUAAAGCCUGUGCUUCCCAGCUCACAGUAUCCCAGGAAGAAGAGAAUGGAUCCAGUUGUGGUCCUGGUGUUGGGUCUCUGCUGUUUACUUCUCCUUUCAAUCUGGAAGCAGAAUUCCGGGAGGGGGAAGCUCCCUCCUGGCCCCACUCCUUUCCCCAUCAUUGGAAAUAUUCUCCAGAUAGAUGCUAAGGACAUCAGCAAAUCCUUAACUAAGUUCUCAGAAUGCUAUGGCCCCGUGUUCACUGUGUAUCUGGGCAUGAAGCCCACUGUGGUGCUGCAUGGAUACGAGGCAGUGAAGGAAGCCCUGGUUGAUCUUGGAGAGGAGUUUGCUGGAAGAGGCAGUGUGCCCAUACUUGAAAAAGUUAGUAAGGGACUUGGAAUCGCUUUCAGCAAUGCAAAGACAUGGAAGGAGAUGCGACGCUUCUCGCUCAUGACCCUGCGGAAUUUCGGCAUGGGGAAGAGGAGCAUUGAGGACCGAAUUCAAGAGGAGGCCCGCUGCCUGGUGGAGGAGCUGAGAAAAACCAACGCCUUACCCUGUGAUCCCACCUUUAUCCUGGGCUGUGCUCCCUGCAAUGUGAUCUGCUCCAUUAUUUUUCAUAAUCGCUUUGAUUAUAAAGAUGAAGACUUUCUUAAACUGAUGGAAAGAUUAAAUGAAAAUAUUAGGAUUCUGAGCUCUCCAUGGUUGCAGGUCUACAAUAAUUUCCCUGCUCUCCUUGAUUAUUUCCCGGGAAUUCAUAAGACCUUACUAAAAAAUGCUGAUUAUACAAAAAAUUUUAUUAUGGAGAAAGUGAAAGAACAUCAAAAACUCCUGGAUGUUAACAAUCCUCGGGAUUUUAUUGAUUGUUUCUUGAUCAAAAUGGAGAAGGAAAAUAAUUUGGAGUUCACUCUUGAAAGUUUGGUAAUCGCUGUGUCUGAUUUGUUUGGAGCUGGGACUGAGACUACGAGCACAACGCUGAGAUACUCCCUCCUGCUCCUGAUGAAGCACCCCGAGGUCGCAGCUAGGGUCCAGGAGGAGAUUGAGCGUGUGAUUGGCAGACACCGGAGCCCCUGCAUGCAGGACAGGAGCCGCAUGCCCUACACGGAUGCUGUGAUACAUGAGAUCCAGAGAUUCAUCGACCUCCUUCCCACUAACCUGCCCCAUGCAGUGACCCGAGAUGUUAGAUUCAGAAACUACUUUAUCCCUAAGGGUACGGACAUCAUAACAUCACUGACAUCCGUGCUACAUGAUGAAAAAGCAUUUCCUAACCCAAAGGUAUUUGACCCUGGACACUUUCUGGAUGAGAGUGGCAACUUUAAGAAGAGUGACUACUUCAUGCCUUUCUCAGCAGGAAAACGGAUGUGUGUGGGAGAGGGCCUGGCCCGCAUGGAGCUGUUUUUGUUCCUGACCUCCAUUUUGCAGAACUUUAAACUGCAAUCUCUGGUUGAGCCAAAGGACCUGGACAUCACUGCAGUUGUCAAUGGAUUUGUUUCUGUGCCACCUUCCUACCAGCUCUGCUUCAUUCCUAUUUGAAAGAGAACAAACUCUCUGCCUCUGUGCUGUUGUCUGCAACUCCUUCUCUUCAGAGGCAUUGUCUAUCCCUUCCUCUAUCAGAGACACCCUCCAUGACUUCUCUCACAUCUUACUAUUCCAUCAGAUCCAGUGAACACUCAACCUCCAUUAUAGGAGUUUAGUGGGAUCUUAUCACAGGGAUAUCUGCUGUUUCCUACAUUCUGCAACACCUACACUGAUUUCCACAUUUGCCAAUUCAUAUCAAUGCUGCUUUACCAAGUCUUAUCACUAUAAAACAGAAAUAAAUAUUAAGAUAUGACAAUUUAGACCCAUACUUCAGUCCCUAUGUUCUAAAUAAAAAGAAAAUAAUAAUCCU